This is a messenger RNA of Drosophila busckii, 1091 nucleotides long. RefSeq names its product synaptosomal-associated protein 29 (gene Snap29). Bases 94 to 933 code for a protein of 279 amino acids. Gene Ontology annotation, cellular component: SNARE complex; plasma membrane. Gene Ontology annotation, biological process: synaptic vesicle priming; exocytosis; synaptic vesicle fusion to presynaptic active zone membrane. The record is from RefSeq and is a predicted model, not a curated record. Gene Ontology annotation, molecular function: SNAP receptor activity; syntaxin binding. The transcript has 2 exons. Lineage: Eukaryota; Metazoa; Arthropoda; Insecta; Diptera; Drosophilidae.
GUCUGAUAAGAAAGACGAACAAAAACAAAGGGAAAAAUUAAAAAAUAGCCACAACAAAAUUUUAAAAGUUGAAAGCAGAGCGCACUUGCUAAUAUGGCCAACAAUUACCUGCAGCCAGUGAAUGACCAUUUCGACUUUAAUAAGUUAACGGAUGUAGACGAUGACCUGUUUUUAAAGAACAGCACAAGAAGCAGUGCAAACAGGUCACAACGCAGUACCAAUCCUUUUGACGACUUUGACGAUGAAGUGUCCACAACUUCUUCAAUUGAUGCCCAACGCCAGGCGUAUGCACAGAAACGUCGAGAGAUUGAACAACGCACACUGAAGUCAACGGAAACCAGCCUCGGCUUGCUAUACGAGACGGAGGAAGUCGGGAAAGCAACAGCUGUGGAGCUGGCCAGACAGCGAGAGCAGCUAGAGAAGACGUCAAACCAAUUGGAUGAAAUCAACUCUACAUUACGUUUCAGCCAGCGUCACUUAAAUGGACUAAAAAGUGUAUUUGGCGGCCUUAAGAACUACUUAUCAGGCAAUCGAGAUCAGCCACCCACGGCAACUGCCUCGCCCACCGGCAGUCAAGCCUCUCAGGAAACUAACUGCAGUGUCAACGUUGGUGCAACUGCGGAUUUCGCAAAAUCAAGACCAGCCAUGUCGCCAACGGAGCGCUAUAACAAUCAUCCAGUUAGUCACCUACGCGGCGACUCUAGCACCUAUCAAUCGCAACAGAGCAUCGCUAAUCCCUUUCAGCGACAGUUCGAGUCCAAUCUUGAUGAUAUGUGCGAUAAUUUAACGCGUCUCAAGUUCCUGGCUACUGAUUUAGGCACAGAAAUAGGGUCGCAGAACGAAAUGCUGGACAAUAUGAACUACAAAAUUGAAAGCGUUGAUUCAAAGAUGAUUAAGCAAAAUAAGGAUAUGAAUAAGUUGCUGAAAAAAUAAGUGCAGCAUGUAAAUCACUUGAAUUUUUAUUUAAUAUGUAUAUUAAAUUAGCUCAUUAAUAUUGAAUCAUAAUCAUAAUGUAAUCCCUAGUUGAAAUAUCAAUAGUUUUGCCGCCAUCAUUAAAAGCAUUCCUUAUAUUUCGUUAUAAUUUGUAUUAC